AUGAGGGAGAUCGCAAUCGAGUACAAAGCGAUCCUGGAGAAACAUAAGAAACGCAACGGCGCACGAGGCGCCGAAAGGGCCUACAUCGCCGACGGUGGCGGCCGGAAGGGGCAGUCGUCUAGCCGUGGCCGCGGUCGUGGCGGCCGAGGUCGUGGAGGCGGCCGCAACGGUGACCGCGGCGGUCGCAGCGGUGGCCGCGGCGGCUGCAACGGCGGGGGCGGCGACGGCGUCGAGGAGAGCAAGGGAGAUGGAAGCGGCGGCAACGGCGGCGGCGGGAGCGGCGGGGGCACGAGGUUCCCUGGCCGGUGCUACCGGUGCGGUCACGUCGGGCACCAGAUUGCUGACUGCACCACCGAGGAGGAGGACUUCAUUCCGCGUUGCGGGAAAUGCGCAGGGUGGGGUCACAAGGAGGACAAAUGUGCUACGGAGGAGGCUGUCCUGGCUCAAGUCGUGAGCUACGUGAGCGACGACGACUCCGCCACUGACCAGGCAUUCUGUGCCGUGGCACAACCCUCAGGCGAGUGUGGUAUCGUUGAUCUUGGUCUAGUGGGGGUUGAGGGACUUGGUCAGGAUGUCAUGCAGUACGUGGCUGACACGGCAGCCACGUGCUCCAUGUUCCGAUGUGCGAAUGCCUUCGUGAACUACCGGAGUGCAGCUGGCGGGAGGACCGCUGCUACCAUGCCUCGGCUGUUCGAUGUCCAAGGUACAGGUGAAACCCGUCCGAGCACAUCCACGCGCGCAAAUAUGAAGCUGUUUCGCAUAUUCCUCGACCUAGGGGGGGAAAUGAAGAUCGCAAGCAUCGGGGGAAGCCUAUACACCCUCAUAAUCGUGUGCGAUCACACGCGUUGGACGCGCGUAUUCUUUCUGAAGCGAAAAUCUGACGCAGCCAAGAAAUUUCAGCAUUUCUUGGCAGACUACCGAGCAGCGGGGGUUCCGUGUGAAGUUUACGUCGCACGGACUGACGGUGGUGGCGAGUUUCAAGGGGCGUUCGCGGAUGUUUGCCGUAAAUACGGCAUCAAGCAAGAGUUUACCCUUCCUGACACGGCCAAGUACAACGGUGUAGCUGAGAGAGCGUUGGGGGUGAUCAAUGAUGCCGCGCUCGCCGCGCGUAUCCAAGCUACGGCACUCUUCCCCGAUGCGCCCAAUACCCUUAAGUUAUGGGCUGAAGCCAUCUCUUGCGCGUGCCACCAAAGAAGCUGCACCGCCACCAUGGAUGAUGAGGAGGUCGGGGAGGGCGAGAGCAAUGAGGGCGCGUCACGUCAAGGUGGAGGGGGGGAAGAAGACUCGAGGAGUGAGUCCGACCUCGACGCAGACGACGCUCGUGGGCUGGGGCAAGCGACUCCGCUCGUGCACAUGGGGGCGCCUGCGGCACCCGGAAAUGGGAUGCAGGGGGACGAACGCGGAGGUCCCCCGUCGCCCUCUUCGGGAGGGGGUGACUUCGGCGGUGGCGAUGACCCCGCCGACAACAGCAGCAACAGCAACGACAGUAGUGGCCCCAGCGACUUCUCCAACAACCACGACGGUGACGGCAGCGAGGCCGUCGACCCCGGCAGCGAUGACGAUGGCGGCGGCGAGACAGGCGACCCCGGUGAGAAUGAUGGUGACGGCAAUGAAGGCGGCGACCCUGAGACGCUCGAGGAGUUGAAGUACGACCCCGCCGACAGCCGCUACCCGUCAGGAACGGAAGGGAAGAAAAUUCUUUGGGGAGCGUCGAGCGCCGGCCAGCUGCGCCAUGUGCUCCAGCCCAGCCGCACCCGGAAGAAGACCCGGGAGUGGCGGAGCUCCGAGGAAGAGCCGAGCGAGGCGCCAGCCCCCGAGGAGGCGCUGUUAUCAACCGUCAUGGAGACCGAGAACGGUCCGGAGAUCGUUGCGGAAUAUAUCCGCGAAUCGCUGUUGGAGGAGCGCAUACAAGACGAGCAAGCGUACCGUGAGGAGCUGAAGAAGCAGUUACACCGCACCCGGAAGAAGACCCGGGAGUGGCGGAGCUCCGAGGAAGAGCCGAGCGAGGCGCCAGCCCCCGAGGAGGCGCUGUUAUCAACCGUCAUGGAGACCGAGAACGGUCCGGAGAUCGUUGCGGAAUAUAUCCGCGAAUCGCUGUUGGAGGAGCGCAUACAAGACGAGCAAGCGUACCGUGAGGAGCUGAAGAAGCAGUUACAGUACGAUCUAGUGAAGGCGCUCCAUCCUGAUGCAGGGGAGCUGGAGCUGGCAUUCAGUGCAAACGAAAAGGACAACGGGUCGCCGCAAACACUCCUUGACCCAGAGCUAAGUAUUCCCUCGCCGAUCGGGCAGAAGCCGAACGAUGUAGAGGCUGUCCCGCUCACAUACAAAGAUGCGAUGGAUCCCAAAUACAAGGUGUUUCGGGAAGCGGCGAUGAUGAAAGAGAAGGGUGGUCUAGACAUGGCGGGGACUUUCACGAAAAUUGGAAAAUUUCCCGAGGGGCGGAAGGCAGUGAGUUCGAAGUGGGUGUUUUCGUACAAGACGAACGAGAAGGAUUCCGGGGUAGAUUUCCACCACUCAGCUUCUGCAUGCCCGUCUACGACGUCCAUCAAAACCAUGGUUGUCGUAGCCACCGAGAAGAAACAUAAGAUGUUCCACUGGGACAUUAAACAAGCGUACAUUCACGCUAAGCUCAAAGAAGAGAUUUUUAUCAGGCUUCCCCAGGGUUGUGCCACCGAGAAGAAACAUAAGAUGUUCCACUGGGACAUUAAACAAGCGUACAUUCACGCUAAGCUCAAAGAAGAGAUUUUUAUCAGGCUUCCCCAGGGUUGUGGUGACAUGUCUAGCAAGGUGUGCAAGGUUGAGCGUGUACUGUAUGGCCUGAAACAAAGCGGUCGCGAGUGGGGGUUUGAAGCUGCUGAUGCCCUCAUCGCGAAUGGGUACGAGCAGUGCAGGGCUGACCCGUACGACAUUUUGUUGGUGGCGUCCGAGCAAGAGCGUCAAGAGUUGCUUGCUUCCCUCCAGGAGAAGUCUCCGGUGAAGGAUUUGGGAGAAUGUACGUGGUAUGAUGGAAUUGGCAUUGAGAUGGACCUAGAGAACGGCAUCACCAAGUUGUCCCAGACGGCAUACAUCGAGAGCAAUCUGAGGGUCAUGUCUUACCUCAACGCCACGAAGGACCUGAGCCUCACCUAUGUGCGGGGGUCAGGGCUAGAUCUAGGAGGGUGGGUCGAUCCCAGCUACGCCUACGACGUUGUUGACAGGCGUUCGACGACGGGACUAGCCGUAACCGUAGGUGGUAACACGGUGAACCGAACCACAAAGACGCAGCGUGUGCCGGCGCAGCCAUCCUCGGAGGCAGAGUAUCUAGCAGCCGGGGAGGGAAUGAAGGAGGCGUUGCAUGUGCGUGCGGUUCUGUCUUUCGUAGCGCCUGAGACGAGUGGGGCGAAGAUCAAGGUCCUUGAAGACAACAAGGGAGCUCUUGCCCUGGUGCAGAACCCCUUCAGCUCGGCGAGGAGCAAGCACAUCGACGUGCGGUACCACUUUAUCCGCGAGCUCUUCAAGUCGGGGAAGAUCACCGCAGAGUAUGUCCCGACGGAAGAGCAGCACGCCGACAUGCUGACCAAGGUCCUUGGUAGGACCAAACUGGAGUACCACCGGAAGGCCCUGAUGAACCUCCCGGAGUAG
Molecule: messenger RNA, 3621 nt
Organism: Ectocarpus sp. CCAP 1310/34
Lineage: Eukaryota; Phaeophyceae; Ectocarpales; Ectocarpaceae
Source: the annotation of a GenBank genome assembly